Messenger RNA from Nelumbo nucifera (sacred lotus), 1257 nucleotides. RefSeq names its product transcription factor MYB56-like. Gene Ontology annotation, biological process: regulation of DNA-templated transcription. Lineage: Eukaryota; Viridiplantae; Streptophyta; Magnoliopsida; Proteales; Nelumbonaceae. Gene Ontology annotation, cellular component: nucleus. The record is from RefSeq and is a predicted model, not a curated record. Gene Ontology annotation, molecular function: DNA-binding transcription factor activity, RNA polymerase II-specific; RNA polymerase II cis-regulatory region sequence-specific DNA binding.
GCAUUUAACACACCCCGCAGUACUCAUAAGAGAGAGAGAGAGAGAGCUCUACAGUCUACACCUACACGAACUCCUCAGUCGGAGUCAGUCCUCACGAAAGGGGGGGACCUUCCAGGAAGGGACGAUGGAAUGAAAAGCCUCUUCCCUUCCUUCCCUGCCCGCCUGCCCGCCUGCCCGCUAUAUAUACAUCAAUUCUUUACCCAGUCGACUCAUUCUAUCGAGCGCCGCCUGGUUCGGAGUUCACUCAACCCACACCAACGAACGAAGAGUACUCGAAGAGUCGAAGAGUGUUGAGUUUUUCUCUCUGAAGCCAAGAUAUGGAAGCAUUCAAUACUUGCUCAUCUUCGUCGACGUCGUCGUCCGAUUCGUCCUCGUCUGAGUCUUCGCUGCCUGGAAAGCAAGUGAGAGCGAUAAGUAAGUCGGAGAGGAUCAAAGGACCUUGGAGCACCGAAGAAGACAAAAUUCUGACCCGACUCGUCGACCGAUACGGCGCCCGAAACUGGUCCCUCAUAAGCCGUUACAUACCGGGGCGAUCCGGUAAGUCGUGUCGGCUGCGGUGGUGCAACCAGCUCAGCCCAAAUGUCGAGCACCGUCCCUUUUCUCCCGCCGAGGACGAGACCAUCUUGGCGGCCCACGCUAGGUACGGAAACAGGUGGGCCACCAUCGCUCGCAUCCUUCCUGGUCGAACCGAUAAUGCCGUGAAGAACCACUGGAACUCUACGCUUAAGAGGAGGCAAAGAGAACAUCGACAACCCGUCGGAGAUAAUAAUAAUAAGAAUAAUGGGGGUCGGAACUUGGAGCUGGGAUCCCCGUCCGAAAUGGAAUCGGAUCCGCUGACCACUCUGACCCUUGCGCAACCUGGGGUCAGUUGUUCCUUGCCGGAGCGGCGAAUGGAGAGCUUUCCGGCGGAGUUCUGGGACAUGAUGAGAGAAGUUAUUGCUAGAGAGGUGAAGAAUUAUGUGUCGUCGUCGGUGGCUGAAACAGUAGGGUUACCAACCAUAGAAGGAAUUCAGGGCGUGUCUCUACACUCUACAGGGCGAUAUUGAGUUAAUUAAUUAGUUGUGAAUAUUAAUUACGGGAAGCAAAACAAGCGUUUCCUUUGAACCCAUGAUGACGAGGAAGCAAUACAAUUUCAGGCCUUGGUUUUCUUCUGUAAUCUUUUUUAUUUUAACAUUAUGUAUAAAUCAAGUUUCUUCAAUUUCGAAUUUUCAAAUCAAUAUUUCUGUUUUAUAUUACCUGAGCAUCAGAGAUUUUAGC